UGUGUGUGUGUUGGGCGGCGGGGGCUGCUUCUGAAACGCACAGGAGCGCCCUCCGCUGCUGUCCCCUGCCUCUGGUGCUGAACCUGGAGGCUGGGGAGGAGGCUCGGGCUCCCUGCUCCUCCCGCCCUGCUCCCCCAGGCCCCUCCCCGGGCCUCCCCCGCCUCCCGCGCCGCCUCCCCUCUGCCCGCCUCCGCCUCCUCCCCCUCUCUCCGGCUCCUCCCCCUCCCUCGCCGACUCCCCCUCCCCCGUGUCCCUCCCCUCUCCUCUUCUCCUCCCUCUAUCCCCUCUCCCUCCCCUCCUCCCUGGCUCUCCCUCUCAGUCUCCGGCUUUCCUCUCUCUCAAUCUCUCUCUCUCUUUCGGGCGGAGUCGCCCACCACUGCCAGCCCAGCGCUGGGGGGACCUGCUCCAGGCUGUAGCCUCAGGACCCCACCACCCCCCAUGGCUCCCCUGGCCUUGGUGGGGGUCGCACUCCUCCUGGCGGCUCCCCCAUGCUCCGGGGCAGCCACCCCAACCCCCUCCCUGCCGCCUCCCCCGGCCAAUGACAGCGACACCAGCACAGGGGGCUGCCAGGGGUCCUACCGCUGCCAGCCGGGGGUGCUGCUGCCCGUGUGGGAGCCCGACGACCCGUCGCUGGGGGACAAGGCAGCGCGGGCAGUGGUCUACUUUGUGGCCAUGGUCUACAUGUUUCUGGGAGUGUCCAUCAUCGCUGACCGAUUCAUGGCGGCCAUCGAGGUCAUCACGUCAAAAGAGAAGGAGAUCACCAUCACCAAGGCCAACGGCGAGACCAGCGUGGGCACCGUUCGCAUCUGGAACGAGACGGUGUCCAACCUCACGCUCAUGGCCCUGGGCUCCUCCGCACCUGAGAUCCUGCUGUCAGUCAUCGAAGUCUGCGGCCACAACUUCCAGGCGGGUGAGCUGGGCCCAGGCACCAUCGUGGGCAGCGCUGCCUUCAACAUGUUUGUGGUCAUCGCCGUGUGCAUCUAUGUCAUCCCAGCCGGCGAGAGCCGUAAGAUCAAGCACCUGAGAGUCUUCUUCGUCACUGCCUCUUGGAGCAUCUUCGCCUAUGUCUGGCUUUAUCUCAUCCUUGCUGUUUUUUCCCCGGGUGUGGUCCAGGUGUGGGAGGCGCUGCUGACCCUGGUCUUCUUCCCGGUGUGCGUGGUAUUCGCCUGGAUGGCCGACAAGCGGCUGCUCUUCUACAAGUACGUGUACAAGCGCUACCGCACCGACCCACGCAGCGGCAUCAUCAUAGGCGCCGAGGGCGACCCCCCGAAGAGCAUCGAGCUGGACGGUACGUUCGUGGGCGCCGAAACCCCGGGUGAGCUGGGCGGCCUGGGCCCGGGCCCCGCCGAGGCGCGCGAGCUGGACGCCAGCCGCCGCGAGGUCAUCCAGAUCCUCAAGGACCUCAAGCAGAAGCACCCGGACAAGGAUCUGGAGCAGCUGGUGGGCAUCGCCAACUACUACGCGCUGCUGCACCAGCAGAAGAGCCGCGCCUUCUACCGCAUCCAGGCCACGCGGCUGAUGACCGGCGCCGGGAACGUGCUGCGCAGACACGCGGCGGACGCCUCGCGCAGGGCGGCGCCGGCCGAGGGCGCGGGCGAGGAUGAGGACGACGGCGCCAGCCGCAUCUUCUUCGAGCCCAGCCUCUACCACUGCCUGGAGAACUGCGGCUCCGUGCUGCUGUCCGUCACGUGCCAGGGCGGCGAGGGCAACAGCACCUUCUACGUGGACUACCGCACUGAGGACGGCUCGGCCAAGGCGGGCUCCGACUACGAGUACAGCGAGGGCACGCUGGUGUUCAAACCAGGCGAGACGCAGAAGGAGCUGCGCAUCGGCAUCAUCGACGACGACAUCUUCGAGGAGGACGAGCAUUUCUUCGUGCGGCUGCUGAACCUGCGCGUGGGCGACGCGCAGGGCAUGUUCGAGCCGGACGGCGGCGGGCGGCCCAAGGGGCGGCUGGUGGCGCCGCUGCUGGCCACCGUCACCAUCCUGGACGACGACCACGCAGGCAUCUUCUCCUUCCAGGACCGCCUGCUGCACGUGAGCGAGUGCAUGGGCACCGUGGACGUGCGCGUCGUGCGCAGCUCGGGCGCGCGCGGCACCGUGCGCCUCCCCUACCGCACGGUGGACGGCACGGCGCGCGGCGGCGGCGUGCACUACGAGGACGCGUGCGGAGAGCUGGAGUUCGGCGACGACGAGACCAUGAAAACUCUUCAGGUGAAGAUAGUUGAUGACGAGGAAUAUGAGAAAAAGGAUAAUUUCUUCAUUGAGCUGGGCCAGCCCCAGUGGCUUAAGCGAGGGAUUUCAGCUCUGCUACUCAAUCAAGGUGAGUGAAGUCACCUCUGGGCUCUGAGUGGGGAGGAGCCACUGGAAGAGGGCCUGGGGGAGGGUCCCAGCCCCAAAGCUACUCUUCCAGGUUGGGUUUGAGGCAGAUUGGAGGUGAGAUAAAGGCAGAUUCAGGGCUGGGGGACAGUGGGGGCUGGCCUGAGAGUUGGUGGUGCCUAUGUGAAUUUGGGAUUACAGUUAGCAUUUUGGAGGUCAAGAUUAUGUCUGUAACAUGGUGAAACCCCAUCUCUUGUAAAGAUACAAAAAUUAUCUGGGUGAGUCCAGGUGUGGUGGCUCACA
Molecule: messenger RNA, 2622 nt
Organism: Nomascus leucogenys (northern white-cheeked gibbon)
Lineage: Eukaryota; Metazoa; Chordata; Mammalia; Primates; Hylobatidae
Gene: SLC8A2
Product: solute carrier family 8 member A2
Exons: 6
Coding region: 439-2331 (630 amino acids)
Biological process (GO): calcium ion import across plasma membrane; sodium ion transmembrane transport; cell communication
Cellular component (GO): postsynapse; axon; sarcolemma
Molecular function (GO): calcium:sodium antiporter activity
Source: RefSeq, a predicted model, not a curated record